UUUCGUUGUCAAACUCAUCUAGGAAAAAUGGAUGGGAAUAUACAGAACAUCAAAAAAUGGAUUGUGUUUUACCCGAUAUAUAUAAAUUCGAAGAAGACGAUAGCAGAGGGAAGGCGAAUCAGUGUCAGCAAAGCUUGUGAAAACCCUACUUGUGCUGAGAUUCAAGAUUGUUGCAAUCACCUUAAAAUACCCAGCGCUAUUGAGAUUGAUAAGGCAUAUCCACGUGACUUUAUGCAAAGAGGGAGAGUGAGAGUUUUGCUGAAAAAGGAAGAUGGAACUUUGUAUAAUCCAGCCAUUUCUUCCAGGAAACAGCUAAUGAUCCAUGUUGCAGAGUUGGUACCUAGACAUCCUAAUAGGACCAAGAAGCAGGAGCCAGCAUCCUCCUCGGCAGCUGGUCCUUCCAAAUCUGGAAAGGGUGGGAAAAAGAGGAGAUAGUUCUUCCAAUGGUGAAUAUACAACUGAAGCAAAAGGGUGUGAAAAAGAAGGGGUUGUUCCAGUAGUUAAAUAUGCAACGGAAGAGAGUUUCUAUUAAUUACUUUUAGACUUGGAUAUAUAGACCUGACAAGACCUGUACCAUUUUCAAGCUCAAGCAGAAUAUUUCUUUGUUAACAUGGUUUGACUGUGACUUUGCCUUUUCUAUUUGCUCUAGCGAGGGCUGCGAGGUAUACAUUUUUGGACCAAUAUAACUGAGUUUUCCGAACUUCUUUGCUUGGUUGGUUUUAACAUUUGAAUUGAAUGAAAAUGAAUCCAAUUCUUAA
Molecule: messenger RNA, 758 nt
Organism: Ipomoea nil (Japanese morning glory)
Lineage: Eukaryota; Viridiplantae; Streptophyta; Magnoliopsida; Solanales; Convolvulaceae
Product: signal recognition particle 19 kDa protein
Exons: 4
Coding region: 28-435 (135 amino acids)
Biological process (GO): SRP-dependent cotranslational protein targeting to membrane, signal sequence recognition; SRP-dependent cotranslational protein targeting to membrane
Cellular component (GO): signal recognition particle, endoplasmic reticulum targeting
Molecular function (GO): 7S RNA binding
Source: RefSeq, a predicted model, not a curated record